AUGCCCAAUGUUGCGAGCCAGCUGAUAUACCUGGGUCGCUAUGCAGUAGGUGAAUCACAUCACCGGAAUGCACCACAUGGAUGGGAGAACGUCUGCUUUAUCGAGACACUUGGGCUCACCGAUGGCGUGGUCAACAAAAGUCGUCAAUCGCAAGCCUACAUCCUCACAAUGGAUGGAAAUUUGGUCGAGGCCAAGAACUUACUUCUGAUCAUGCUCAAGGAGACUGGAAAUGUGUCCUUACUGCCUCAAUUUGACUUGGACAUUGAUAAAUGGUGCGGUGAAGCACAGGAUGUCCUGAAUGCUCACCGGGAGAGGCCGGAACCUAAUGAGCAAAAUUGGUGA
Exophiala bonariae is the source of this 342-nucleotide messenger RNA. RefSeq lists its product as uncharacterized. Lineage: Eukaryota; Fungi; Ascomycota; Eurotiomycetes; Chaetothyriales; Herpotrichiellaceae. The transcript has 2 exons. The record is from RefSeq and is a predicted model, not a curated record. The coding region runs from base 1 to 342 and encodes 113 amino acids.